Messenger RNA from Fusarium tjaetaba, 1611 nucleotides. RefSeq lists its product as uncharacterized. The transcript has a single exon. Bases 1 to 1611 code for a protein of 536 amino acids. Lineage: Eukaryota; Fungi; Ascomycota; Sordariomycetes; Hypocreales; Nectriaceae. The record is from RefSeq and is a predicted model, not a curated record.
AUGCGGUCUCACAACCACUUGCUGCGCGGCGUGCUAACGUUCGUGGCCAUCUUGACCUUCUGCAUUAUUCUCACAACGAUAUUUCACAUCAAAAUAUCAGACGGUCUCUCACUCACACCAGUCCAAGAACGGCCUUUCUUUUAUGAGGAGCAACCCCCACCUGAAGACUCCAAACCCCCAAAGAAGACGUCACCAAAGGAGCCUUUCCAUCGACGACCUCAACACAAGGACGAUGGCGAUAAGAAGAAGGAUCAAUCGAAUACUCAAGAUGACUACUACGAUCUCCGCCUCGACCGUGGUGACGAUGCUGAGGAUAAGCCAUACGUCGACUACCAUCUCUUGACCAGUCUACGGAACAACAUGGGCUUUUACAACAAGAUCGAUGCGAGAAAGACUGGACACAAGCUUUUCAAUCCAACGAUACUCGAACUGCCUCGUGAUGCUAAUACUACCCAUGACUUUCUCGUCAUCGCGCGCACGACCCAUGUCGCAAAGGAAAUCAACGGCAAGAAGUACAAAAUCGCCCGUCAAGUCGCUACCUUUGCGAACCUCACCACCAACUACCUUGACCGACCUGUCAUCCGAACCGGCGAAUGGUCUACAAUGCUGCUGGAAGACUUUGGCGGACCUGAACAUCACUGCAAGAGACAGCCCGACAUGGAUAAGUAUGUCGGCCCAGAAGACAUGAAGCUAUUCUGGACGCGCGCCGGCGAGCCUCUUCUCAUUUUCACUCACCAAGUCAACGACGAGACAAUGUGUCAAGGCCAGUUCCUCAUUGACGUGCGCGCCGCCCUCCCUGAGCUUGAACAAGUCCUCGGUCCAGACUUUGCAGCACGUCUACCCUCAAUCCGCUUCGCCGAACCAACACUCCUCGCUCGCGAACCAGCACCAGGCGAAGAAAACCACCCUCGAUACCAGCGCGAGAAGAACUGGGCGCUAGCUCAGUCCCCCUUCAGUCCAGACUCCGAACUUUUGAUGAUGGUGGAGCCGGGACAGUUAUUCCGUUGGAAAUCCGCCGAGGAGCCCGUCGAGCCCAUCGUUGCGGCUGACGACCAGGAGUCGGCCGUUGAAGAACCAUACCCACCGACGGCGAAGCCGGGAAAGACUUGGCACGGCAAGAAGAGAAAGACAUGCAUCCACGAUGUCAUGCUCGACGAUAGCCACGUCCACCAGAGCUCGCCUAUGCUGAGUGUCACAAUGUGCAACCGCGGAGCAUGCGAACCCGAUGAGCAAAACACCGUUCUCAUGGGCAUCGUGCAGCGCCGACAAGACUUCCCUGGCGCUUCGUUUACAUGGUAUGACCGUCGGAUAGCAGUGUACGAAUCAGCAGCGCCGUACCGCAUGAUCAGCGUCGGCAAGAAGCUCACGUACCACGGAGAAUCGGACCUCAGCUAUUCCUGGACGGGCUCCAUGUCGUACUACACAAACCAGACCGAGUUCCCGCCGUCGAACCACGGAUAUCUCGACGAUGAGGUAUGGCUGGGCUUUGGCGUCAAGGAUGCAGCCGCUGGGUGGCUGGACGUCCGGGCCAAGGAUCUCAUUGCAGAUCAUUACAUGUGUCAGGGGGCAUCGGUGGAAUACAAGUAUUAUAGACAGGGUAUUUCGGCAUAG